CAUCAUCAUAAUGGGCCUGGUCAAUUUGCCAACAAUUGAAGACCACUGGGUGACAACAUGGCCUUACUCCAGUGAAGCAUGCAGCAAAGUCCUGAGUCGAGACCGUUUCUCCCUCAUCAUGAAAUUUCUUCACCUGAGUGACAACAGCCAGUAUAUUCCUAGAGGGCAACCAGGUCAUGACCCCUUAUACAAGAUCCGACCACUACUAUCACCCCUACUCGCCAACUUCAAGGCUGCCUACACUCUACAUAGAGAGCUGUCCAUAGACGAGGCGAUGGUGGGCUUCAAGGGAAGGCUGUGUUUUAUCCAGUACCUUCCUAAGAAGCCCACCAAGUGGGGCAUCAAAGCCUACGUCUUAGCAGACAGUGCAACUGGCUACGUCUACAGCUGGAGGCUGUACACAGGUAACCUACUACUACUCAUU
Molecule: messenger RNA, 424 nt
Organism: Geodia barretti
Lineage: Eukaryota; Metazoa; Porifera; Demospongiae; Tetractinellida; Geodiidae
Source: the annotation of a GenBank genome assembly